GAAUGUAAGUACUACAAUCAAUCAUUCUAUUAUAUGUAUCUGGAUUACUAUAGAAGCUAUGGAAAAACUUGUUGUUACAGUGGGAAUAAUACAGAGUUUCCACAGGUGUCGCUGGACCUGAAUAAAGGCAUCGACAAGGCCUGUCGCUACAUUGGCAACUCUGAAGAGAGUUUUCAUAACUUAUUGAAGUGGAUUCUUAACAACAAGGAUUGCCUGAUGAACAAAACUGAACCUCAAAGAUUGGAUGUUGAUUUUAUAAGUUUAAGAAGGCCGCUCACCACCAUUAUGAGAUCCCCCUACAAUUUCAAUGAAUCCUGGGUGAUUUAUGCUGUUGAAUUUAUGGGAUCCAUUUACUUCCUGAAAGAGAAAGGUGACAAUUUUCUAGUACACCAGAAUCAGGCAACUUUUCGCAACUGUUUUGAAGUGUGGGGCCAUAAGUUUGAGGACUACAUGUGUGGAG
This is a messenger RNA of Homarus americanus (American lobster), 460 nucleotides long. RefSeq names its product decapping and exoribonuclease protein-like. Gene Ontology annotation, molecular function: mRNA 5'-diphosphatase activity. Gene Ontology annotation, biological process: NAD-cap decapping; nuclear-transcribed mRNA catabolic process. The record is from RefSeq and is a predicted model, not a curated record. Gene Ontology annotation, cellular component: nucleus; cytosol. Lineage: Eukaryota; Metazoa; Arthropoda; Malacostraca; Decapoda; Nephropidae.